Diospyros lotus (date-plum) is the source of this 1917-nucleotide messenger RNA. RefSeq names its product probable sodium/metabolite cotransporter BASS5, chloroplastic. The record is from RefSeq and is a predicted model, not a curated record. The transcript is spliced from 8 exons. Lineage: Eukaryota; Viridiplantae; Streptophyta; Magnoliopsida; Ericales; Ebenaceae. The coding region runs from base 145 to 1557 and encodes 470 amino acids. Gene Ontology annotation, cellular component: membrane.
UCAUAAAAAAUUUGAUCAAUCAAACACUUUGAGAAGUUGAAUUUGAGUAAAAAUAAUCCUUUUAUAUAAACAUAGCCUAAUAAAUUUGUUGGACUAAUUUUUAUUUGCGAUCCGCAUCACUAUCAAUACCAGAUGACGUGAACAAUGCUACUUGCCAUAAUGCUACUUGCAGAGCCCAUCGGCUUUGGGAUUGGGGCUUCAAAAGCAUCAAAACCAGGCCAUGGUUUCUCUGUCUCUCUCUCAAACUUCUUCACUGAGUUGACGUCUGCAAUCUUCCGACCUCCGAGGAGAAGAAGAAUCGUGUGUUUGCCUCUCAAAUGGCUUCCGCUGCUCGGCUUCUUCAGCAAUCGUCGUCAUGCUUCCAGAUCUAUCCACCCUUUCUUUCGCCUUUCUGCCACAUUAAUAAUAUCUCCUCCAUCCCAAACAAUACGCUUCUUCAUUUUCCGCCAAAAUGCCGCUAUUUCUCAGAAGCAUAUGGAGGCUUCUUUUCUGAAGAUUUUGGGAGGAGCCAAUGCAAUUCUUCCUCACGUAGUCCUUGCUAGCACAGUUUUGGCCCUUCUCUAUCCACCUUCUUUUACAUGGUUUACUAGCAGAUACUAUGCCCCAGCGCUAGGGUUUUUGAUGUUUGCUGUUGGGGUAAAUUCAAGUGAAAAAGACUUUCUUGAAGCAUUCAAGAGACCAGGAGCAAUUUUUGCUGGUUAUAUUGGCCAGUUUGUGGUGAAGCCAUUCCUUGGAUAUGUUUUCGGCUUAAUUGCAAUGACAGUAUUUGGUCUCCCUACUUCUUUAGGUGCUGGGAUCAUGUUGACUUCUUGUGUUAGCGGGGCCCAGCUAUCAAACUAUGCUACUUUCCUGACUGACCCACCAAUGGCACCUCUAAGCAUCGUCAUGACAUCCUUGUCCACUGCUACAGCAGUUUUUGUCACCCCAAUCUUAUCACUGUUGCUUAUUGGAAAGAGGUUACCGGUUGAUGUGACAGGAAUGAUAUCCAGCAUUUUGCAGAUUGUAGUUGCACCCAUUGUUGGUGGAUUGCUUCUGAAUAGGUUCUUUCCCCUGAUUAGUAAUGCUAUUCGGCCAUUUUUGCCACCACUGUCUGUAUUUGUGACUUCUCUCUGCGUCGGAGCACCGCUUGCCAUUAACAUAAAUUCAGUUAUUUCCCCUUUUGGGGCGUCUGUUCUUUUGCUUGUUAUUGCAUUUCAUUUUUCCGCCUUUGUUGCCGGUUAUUUCCUUUCUGGACUUGCCUUCAGUGAUGCACCUGAUGUGAAAGCAUUGCAAAGAACGCUAUCCUAUGAGACAGAGCAGUCUUCUAGCCCUUGCACUUGCAAAUCGGUUUUUCCAAGAUCCACUUGUGGGUGUCCCUCCUGCAAUUUCUCUAAUUCCCACGGGUCCAUGCAAAUGACCCCAUUCACAAGCACAAAGUAUGACUCCACCCAAGCGGAUGUUGGUGUGGCCCCAAGGGAAAGAAACUGUGUUCUUUCCACUUCCUUACCAAUUAUGCUUAUCUUGUGGGGUUGUAAUAAUGUCAUUAAUGGGUUUCUCUCUUGUCAUGCUGUGGGCUAAGGAAAAGAAUUAAUGGCUAAUAAAAUGAAAGUCGGACACUCUCCAAGGGGACAGUGGGCCUUGCAGCGCAUUUACAAGGAAUAUUUUUCCAAGGGUCCACAUGCCUUGCCCAAUGCUCAGUUGGCCUAGCUGGUUUAGGUAGGUGGGACUCUUCUCUUAGAUCUUGGAGCUUCUUUUGAAGCAGAUUGGGUAGGUGGGACUCUUCUCUUGCCAGUUGUUAGUUUGUCUCUGUUUUCUUUGUAUAUAAAUUGUCUCCAAGCAUGUAAGACUUACAUUUUUAUACUUAUUUAAGUAGAAAAGUGGAAAACAUUUUAAAGAUGCUUGCUUAAACUUAAUAUAAAUUUUGAAAAUUAGAAAACA